AUGACUAUCAGCUCAGAAGAACCUGAAGAAAGAGAGAUUCCUAGCCAUUUGUAUUAUUUAGAGGAGAGUGUCAAUUUACGAAAGCUUCGAAAACUAGACCUAAUAGAUAUCCUGCUUCAGAACGGCAUUGAACAUGAUCCUAAUAUGGGAAGAAACAAGCUAUUGAGGUUAUUCAAUAGUAGAAUAUAUGCUAACCGGUUACAGCUCCUGAAUGAAUACUGGCAAUCUUUAGCACAACCUGAAACAGGGAGUGAUUCUUCUAGCCUUUACUUUGAUGCAACUGAUCGAUCUUUCACACAAACUGAAACAGAGAGUGAUUCUUCUAAUCCUUAUCUUGAUGCAAACGACCACUUCAGCACUGAUUCAUCGCGUUUAUCUCCUGCAUUGAAUUCAACGCACCACACAUCCCACAGCUCGCUUGAAGCUGAUUUGCCUGAUAUGUCACAUUAUAGUCGAUCGUCGCCAGCUCCCACCACAGAACCUCAGGUUGGCUCUCAGGCUAUUGAAUCAGGCUCCUCUCAGGUAUCACCAAGCACCAGCUAUGGCUAUUUAGCUCCUAAGCCGUUUUAUCAUCAAGCGUCUUACCUUAGACGACCCCUAUUUAGUGAAAUCCUGCCAGAAAUCCCUGAAGACGACCCUUUAGCUAUUAGCAGAAGGUCGGAGCUUCCCGUUGCUACCGAACUUUUUGGCACAUGGAUACCUCGGCCACUAGCAAGCGACAGCCGAGGUUUUGCUGCUUAUAGGCCUCGCUGGCGUCCUGAUGUAUCUGCUUUCCCGAAUAUAUUUAAUCCUAGGCGGUGUUUUCCUAACACAAUAUCACCACCCCAAGAUUAUGAUUCUAGCCUUGGGUAUAUGGCAAGGCCGCGUGGCCCAUUUGACUUUGGCAUUGCAUCCUCAGGUUCAUUCCAGGCAUCACCAAUCAACAAACACAAUAUUGCUGCUCUUCAACGGUUCUCUCAUCGUCUAGCAGUCGCAGAUUUUCCUAGAGUAACUGAUGACAGAGAGCCAUCCGGAUAUGGUAACCUUCCGUCCGUCAUUGAAGAUUUCGAGCUACCCACUGGUUCUUUGUUCAAAUAUUUCAUUAGAGGGAUCUUCAGAGAGUUCAUCUUUUUCUUGCUUAGAAACUUUGUACCCACUCUCUUGACGCUCAUGGUCUAUGGUUCAAUGUAUAUGGGCAUGGAAAUCACGCGCUUCAUCUCAACCGAACAGCCAGAGAUUGAUCUCUUGUUGGUACCUAUUGUCUUGUUCCUCUUUACUGCUACUGUUACUGAACUAUGGAAAAUGUAUAAUGACUUUAUCAAAAGGCGUACUCGUCAAAGGCUUAUCAAUGCAGUGGUGGACAGGAUUCUUGAUGAACUCAAGCGUAAAUGCGCUCUCUGGGAGAGACGUUCGUUUUUCCAUCCUCAUUCGUCGCUACCUAUCAGGCACUUUUAUAAUCAUUUUAUUCAAGCCUAUCCAGACCAGGUUAAUCUUUGGGAAGAGGUGUUCAAUGCUAUUGAAAAUCAUCGGGAUGUUACGACUAUUAGAAGAUUAGAGGAUGGAGAAGAGGUUGAUGCUUGGGACUAUAGGCCAUAUGUGCUGAAUUUUAUGUAA
This is a messenger RNA of Rhizopus microsporus ATCC 52813, 1593 nucleotides long. RefSeq lists its product as uncharacterized. The transcript has 2 exons. Lineage: Eukaryota; Fungi; Mucoromycota; Mucoromycetes; Mucorales; Rhizopodaceae. The coding region runs from base 1 to 1593 and encodes 530 amino acids. The record is from RefSeq and is a predicted model, not a curated record.